AUGAUGGCGGCAGCGCUUGAUCAACCCCUUUUUGAAUCUGUCGCGGUUCCUGCGACGACCGCCGCCUCGAUCACUCCCCCUCAUAGCGCCAACGGCAAGAAAGAAGUUCCAGAUGGUGUUCCUUCUGAAUUGUCGGAUCUGGAACUCGAUCCUCAUGCUACUGGUGCGCCAGAGACCGCAUCGGUAGAGGAAGAAGAGGAAGACAUCGAACCAGACCACUAUUAUGGCGGGGGCAAGAUCCCUGUGUUCAAACCGACCAUGGAUCAAUUUCGGGACUUCCAAUCUUUCAUCAACAAGGUCGAGAAAUAUGGCAUGCGGUCUGGAAUUUUGAAGGUUGUUCCUCCAAAGGAAUGGACCGACUCCCUGCCAGCCCUCGACGAAGCCGUCAAGAAGAUCCGUGUGAAGAAUCCGAUCAUGCAGGAAUUCCACGGAUCACAUGGAACUUACACCCAGGCGAACAUCGAGCGACAACGAUCAUACAACCUCCCUCAGUGGAAAGGGUUGUGCGAAGAAAGUAGCCAUCAGCCUCCUGCCCGCAGAGGUGAGAGGCGCCGCAACCAGGAGCGAGUCACUCGUGCUCCCCCCUCCGCCCGAACCCAAACGGCCCGAUCUGAUUCUCAAAAACGUCGCCCGGGACCGGGACGUCCACCCAAACGAUCCAACCAGGUGAAGGUGAAGGAAGAGCCUGCAGAAGAUUCCCUUGAUAAGAUCAAGCCCGAAGGCCCUCCCACGCCCGUGUCUCCUGAAUCCAACCCGGUCGAGGCGAAGACGGAAGAACUGAGCGACGGCGAGUCUCUUCCCACUACCAAGCCGAAAGGACGACAACCUAAAUCGGUCACCUCGCGAAGAAAACACAAUAAAGGCGAUGCGAUUGACUAUGUGGACGAGGAGGCUUUCAGAGACUUUGAUUAUCGCAUCCACGACCACGAGGAAUAUACGCAGGAACGAUGUGAGGAAUUAGAAACCGCCUACUGGAAGUCCUUGAUGUUUAACAAUCCGAUGUAUGGCGCGGAUAUGCCUGGUUCUCUUUUCGACGAGAACAUCACAACCUCAUGGAACGUCGCCAAGUUACCCAAUCUGUUGGAUGUCUUGGGGCAGAAAGUGCCUGGUGUCAACACCGCAUACCUCUACCUGGGGAUGUGGAAAGCUACUUUUGCCUGGCAUUUGGAAGAUGUUGAUCUGUACAGUAUCAACUAUAUCCAUUUUGGUGCCCCCAAACAGUGGUAUAGCAUUUCACAAGAAGAUGCUCCUCGGUUUGAACAGGCUAUGAAGAGUAUCUGGCCCAGCGACGCGAAAAACUGUGAUCAGUUCCUCCGCCAUAAGACCUAUCUUGUUUCUCCUAGUCUCCUCAAGUCUCAGUACGGUAUCACCGUCAACAGGCUCGUCCACUAUGAGGGCGAGUUUGUGAUCACAUACCCGUACGGAUAUCACUCGGGAUACAAUCUUGGUUACAACUGCGCCGAGUCGGUCAACUUUGCGACUGAGAAGUGGUUGGAUUACGGUCGUGUUGCCAAGAAGUGCCACUGCGAGUCUGACAGCGUCUGGAUCGAUGUCGAUGAGAUUGAGCGUAAGCUGCGCGGCGAAUCGACGCCAGAAUACUUCGGUGAAUUCGAAAGUGACCUCGAUGAAUUCGAGGGUGCUUCCGACCUCCUUACCCCACCACGGAGUGUCCCAGAAAAGAGUAACCGUGGCCGGAAACGAAAGCAUGACGGCGAUUCUACAAAGGCGAAACGCAUGCGAGUCAAUGUCGAGGUCCCUCGGAAGAUUCCGUGCGUACUGUGCCCCAACAACCUGGAUUAUGAGGACCUACUACCCACCGAAGAUGGAAAGAAUCACGCCCAUCGGCGCUGUGCCCUAUACACUGAAGAGACCAGUAUCCUGCGUGACGAGACUGGCAAGGAGGUGGUGUGUGACAUUGACAAGAUCCCGAAGGCUCGCAUGGGGCUCAAGUGCCUCUUUUGCCGCGAGGUGCGAGGGGCUUGUUUCCAGUGCAAUUUCGGCAAAUGUACGCGAUCAUACCAUGCCACCUGUGCACUUUUAGCCGGAGUGCAGGUGGAGCAGGGUGAGAUCGCUGUGAUCGCGGAUGACGGCAAUCAUUACUCCAUCCCCAGUGUGGACCUCAAAUGCAAAUACCACCGACAGAAGAAGCCAAGCUGGAUGACGGGCGGCGAUUCUCCCGAUUAUGACCGCAAGCUGAUCGAGACGGCCCGCCGGAUGGUGGCAGGAGACUUGGUGCAAUUCCAGGCCGACAAGGAGAUCAAUGGGGCAGUGGUGCUGGAGAACCGACCAGCGGAACGGACGUUGCUAGUCAAAGUGCUCCCACGCGGGUAA
Messenger RNA from Aspergillus nomiae NRRL 13137, 2331 nucleotides. RefSeq names its product jumonji family transcription factor. Gene Ontology annotation, cellular component: nucleus. Lineage: Eukaryota; Fungi; Ascomycota; Eurotiomycetes; Eurotiales; Aspergillaceae. Gene Ontology annotation, molecular function: histone H3K9 demethylase activity; histone H3K36 demethylase activity. The record is from RefSeq and is a predicted model, not a curated record. The transcript is spliced from 4 exons. Gene Ontology annotation, biological process: chromatin remodeling. Bases 1 to 2331 code for a protein of 776 amino acids.